AAACAGCCCAUCACUCCGACCGGUGAGGAGUAUGAAAUGAGAUCAGGUUGCUGACCCCUUCAUGGAAGAGGCCAGCGAUGAAGGGCUUUUACUCGAAGCUGGAUUCCUCAUCUGUGGGCAUGGCUAUGCCCUUGAAUCUGGCGGUAGAGACAGAGAAAGCACAGGCCCUUCUCCAGACCUUCAGCACUGCCUCUCUGUUAGCCAGCGCAGGCCUGGGAGCUUUCUGUUUCCUUGCCGACCACUUUCUUACACUGCCCUUCAUCCAGCACCAUCUGUGGCUCAGGGCUGUGCUGGAUAACACGGUCCACAGUGUCAUUGGACUCUGGUCCUGGGCCAUUGUGAUUGGGAUGAAGAAGAAAAGUGACUUCUAUGAAGUCGUCCUGGCUGGGAUCCUGGCCUCUAUCAUUGACCUGGAUCACUUCUACAUGGCCGGAUCAGUGUCACUCAAAGCUGCUGUAAAUCUGCCCCACCGGACUCCACUGCACUGCUCCACCCUGAUCCCAGCGCUGUGCUUCUCCCUGCGCCUCCUCAUGUGGGCGUGCCGUCUCAAAGACUCCUGGUGCUCCCUGCCCUGGAUGCUCUUCAUCUCGCUGGCCUCGCACCACAUCCGUGAUGGGGUUCGUCACGGUCUCUGGGUCUGUCCAUUCGGCAACACAACACCCAUCUCUUACUGGCUGUAUGUCACCAUCACAGCCACUCUCCCUCACCUGUGCUCUGUGCUCAUGUAUCUGACUGGCACUAGAGACAUGAUCUCCACCAAACACGGAGUCGCAAUAGACGUCUGAUACUCUUUUUCGGAAGUCGUUGGAAACAUUUUGACUCAACUCUUCCCCGUCUAACAUGCUAUUUAAUCUAGCUUGUCAGAUAUUAGUCUGAAAUCAGGUUGUAUUGACUCUUUACUGUGAAUAUACUGUAUUUUAUAUGUAUGGUGUAUUUUAGGGCUGGGCGAUAUAGCUAUAAACAGCUAAAUACUGUAGAUGUAUGGGCGAUUCUCACCUUUCAAGAAAAUGCCAGAUUAAAUCAAUAAUAGUAAAAAAAAAAAAAGAUUAUUACAUUUUGCAUAAAUAAAUUGAAGCCUACAUUAUUUUCAGAACAAUUUGCAUUACUGUAAGGUGUCCUGACGUUUUACUAUUCCCAAUUUUUUUCAGUGAUUAUUCUCGUUACCGUACCAUAGUCGUCUUUUACCGUAUUGCAGGGAAAAAAAAUUGUUCUUCAAUUUGUUUUUUAAUUAAACAAAAAUGAAAGGGAGUACAACGGUGAUAUAUAGAUACUGUACACUGCAGUAAUGAUAACUGAGAGGUAAAAUGUGAAUAACUGUCAUGUAAUGGACAAAAUGUUAUCACAAUGGACAAAAUCUUAAUGGCCCCAAAAAUAGGCUUAAUUUUCUAUAUGCAAAAUAGAAUAUCUUAUUUGUUUCUAUUGAUUUUGUAGUAAAAUAGGACAAGGAUAUUUUCUUUUCCUGCUAAAAAAAAUAA
Molecule: messenger RNA, 1475 nt
Organism: Xyrauchen texanus (razorback sucker)
Lineage: Eukaryota; Metazoa; Chordata; Actinopteri; Cypriniformes; Catostomidae
Product: transmembrane protein 267-like
Exons: 3
Coding region: 78-785 (235 amino acids)
Source: RefSeq, a predicted model, not a curated record